Arabidopsis arenosa is the source of this 1922-nucleotide messenger RNA. The record is from the annotation of a GenBank genome assembly. NCBI's taxonomy places the organism in Eukaryota, Viridiplantae, Streptophyta, Magnoliopsida, Brassicales, Brassicaceae.
ACACAAACUAUAUCUCUCCACUCCAAUCAUCUCCUUCAUUCUCUGCGUCAAUGGCUUCCUUCAAUUCAUUCCCCAUUCAUAAACAGAUUGUUGGUUCUUCUUCUUCUUCGUCGUCUUCGUCUACUUCUCGGCCACGUAUCUUGGUGCGAUCGAGUAUAACAUCGUCCAAUAGUAUGCUGGUCUUUGUACCUCCACAUCCUUUGAUUAAACAUUGGCUCUCUUUAUUGAGAUGUGACCAAACUUCUUUCCCCAUUUUCGUUAGAAUUCCGGUGAAUUCUUUAGUUGCAACGAGGUGGUCGUUUGUAUCCUCAGUCAAAGAGGAAAGCAGAAUGUAUCAGAAAGAUUCUCUAAAGGCAUGUGGCUGCGCAUCUGCAACUGCUUACACUACAGAAAAUAAUGUAUAUGUUGAGCUCAAAGAUUCCAAGGAAAAUAUUGGCGUGGCUUCUGCGGAAAGAUCAUAUUCAUCCUGUAGCAUGUUGCAAUACAAUUUACUAGCCAAGAACCUUUUGGCACUAGAGGAAACUUUUGUUGCCUUGGAUUCUUUAAGAAUGGAAAGAGAUAUCAUGUUGCAAAUGGGGAAGCUGGGGGCUGCUGAGUUAUUUAAAACCUGUCUAUCUAGGUCUCGUGGUUCCUCAACCACUUCAUGCUUAUCUGACACAACCGAGUUGGUGGAUACUACACCAAAUCAGCAAGUCUUUGUAUCUUCGAGAAGAAAAUUGAAAACGAAAGCAAGAAGGUCGAGUGUUACAGCUGAGAAUGCUGAUCAGGAUUCUUUGCCUAUGGGUUUAAGAACCACAUGGAAUAAUAUUGAUGUUCCUAGAGGGAGAAGGCCAUCAAAAUAUAGAAAGAAGAGAGAGAGGGUCUCUAGAAACGAGGCUGAGAUGUCAACAGGAGUCAAGAUAGUGGCGGACAUGGAAAGAAUCAGAACACAACUGGAGGAAGAAAGUGGUAAGGUAGCGAGUUUGAGUUGUUGGGCUGAAGCAGCUGGGAUGAACGAAAAACUCCUAAUGCGCAAUCUACAUUACGGUUGGUACUGUAGAGAUGAACUGUUGAAAAGCACCCGGUCUUUGGUUCUCUUCCUUGCAAGAAAUUACCGUGGACUGGGAAUCGCCCACGAAGAUUUAAUUCAGGCAGGGUAUGUGGGGGUGUUACAAGGAGCAGAGAGGUUUGAUCACACUAGGGGUUACAAGUUUUCAACAUAUGUGCAGUAUUGGAUAAGAAAAUCAAUGUCCAUGAUGGUGUCACGGCAUGCAAGAGGCGUCCAUAUUCCUUCAUCAAUAAUCCGAACUAUCAAUCAGAUACAAAAGGCUCGUAAGACCUUGAAAACGAGCCACGGGAUAAAAUAUCCGGCGGAUGAGGAGAUUUCGAAACUAACAAGCCUCUCUGUGAAGAAGAUUCGAGCAGCUAACCAAUGCCUAAAAGUGGUUGGUUCAAUCGAAAAGAAAGUCGGGGAUUGCUUUUCUACAAAAUUCCUGGAAUUUACACCGGACACGACGAUGGAGAGUCCUGAGGAGGCCGUGAUGAGGCAGAGCGCGAGGAGAGACAUACAUGAUCUUUUAGAAGGGCUAGAGCCAAGAGAGAAGCAAGUGAUGGUUCUACGUUAUGGUCUUCAAAACUACAGGCCCAAGUCCCUGGAAGAGAUUGGGAAGCUUCUUAGGGUUAGCAAAGAAUGGAUUCGGAAGAUCGAACGGAGAGCAAUGGCUAAACUCAGGGACCAACCCAACGCCGAAGACCUCAGAUAUUAUUUGAAUCAGUAAAGGAUAGAGAUUUUGGAACCAAUGAAUUUUUAUGUCUUCUGUCACAGUGUGAUUGUGUAGUCUUGUGUGUUUAUAAUAGUAACGUUGGAGAUCCCUCGAGUUUAAAAACUCUUGUAUAUGUGGUGUAAACUUAUAUUAUAGUGAAAAUAGAUAUUUUACAAGUUA